AUAUCUUGACAAUCUGGGAUUCUUGGAGGUCGAAACCCCCAUAAUGAACCAAAUUGCUGGUGGCGCCACUGCGAAACCGUUUGUCACGCAUCACAAUGAACUCGACAUGGAUCUGUUCCUUAGAGUCGCACCCGAACUUUACCACAAGAUGCUUGUUGUUGGUGGGAUUGAUCGAGUUUAUGAGGUUGGACGACUGUUCCGUAAUGAGGGCAUCGACAUGACUCAUAAUCCUGAAUUCACAACUUGCGAGUUUUAUAUGGCAUACGCUGAUUAUGAGGAUCUUAUCCGACUAACAGAGGAUCUUCUGAGCAAAAUGGUAAUGUUCAUUCAUGGAACAUACAAGAUUCAAUAUCAUCCCAACGGGCCUGGAACGGAGCCUGUAAUGGAGGCGAGCUUUAAAGUUGAUUUUACACCACCAUUCAAGCGUGUCAAUAUGUAUGAAGGAUUAGAAAAAGCACUGGGCGUUAAACUGCCGUCUCCUGAUACCCUAAAAACUGAGGGCGAGUUAUCUAUUUUACAUUCCAUCUCAAAUAACUUCUUCGACAAGCUGUGCCGUGAAAGGAAUGUUGAGUGCGUAGAACCACGCACUACAGCUCGUCUUUUGGAUAAAUUGGUCGGCGAAUUCCUCGAAAGCACAUUCGUUUCACCUACCUUCCUCAUUGGACAUCCACAAAUCAUGAGCCCUCUUGCAAAGUGGCAUAGAUCAGUUCCUGGCCUUACGGAAAGGUUUGAAUUGUUUGCUGUUACGAGAGAAAUUGCCAAUGCUUACACUGAAUUGAAUGAUCCCAUUAGACAACGACAAAGUUUUGAACAGCAGGCUGCUCUGUGCCGUGAAAAGAAUGUUGAGUGCGUAGAACCACGCACUACAGCUCGUCUUUUGGACAAAUUGGUUGGCGAAUUCCUCGAAAGCACAUUCGUUUCACCUACCUUCCUCAUUGGACAUCCACAAAUUAUGAGCCCUCUUGCAAAGUGGCAUAGAUCAGUUCCUGGUCUUACUGAAAGGUUUGAAUUGUUUGCUGUUACGAGAGAAAUUGCCAAUGCGUACACUGAAUUGAAUGAUCCCAUUAGACAACGACAAAGUUUUGAACAACAGGCUGCUGACAAGAGUGCUGGAGAUGACGAAGCUCAAUUAAUUGAUGAGAACUUCUGCACUGCAUUGGAGUAUGGCCUACCACCCACAGCCGGCUGGGGAAUGGGUAUUGACCGCUUGACAAUGAUCCUGACCGAUAGCAACAACAUUAAGGACGUUCUCUUUUUCCCAGCGAUGCGGCCAGAGGAGCAAGGACAAGCUUUAGUUGAUGGGCUCGAUAAUAGUUCCAAUUGUUAGAA
Messenger RNA from Strongylus vulgaris, 1329 nucleotides. The record is from the annotation of a GenBank genome assembly. Lineage: Eukaryota; Metazoa; Nematoda; Chromadorea; Rhabditida; Strongylidae.